Molecule: messenger RNA, 1938 nt
Organism: Penicilliopsis zonata CBS 506.65
Lineage: Eukaryota; Fungi; Ascomycota; Eurotiomycetes; Eurotiales; Aspergillaceae
Exons: 6
Coding region: 1-1938 (645 amino acids)
Source: RefSeq, a predicted model, not a curated record
AUGAGCUUCGGAUGGAGUAUUGGAGAUCUUAUCCAGGGUGCCACCAUUGCCUGGAACAUCUAUGAGAGUGUCGCUGAUGGUCCCAAAAGUGCAAAAAGCGACUUUGCGGCCUUCAAGGAAGAGUUCUCCGUCGUCAAGGGUCUGCUGGCCCAGUUAGAAGAUGCUCACGGCAAAGAGACCGCCUCAGGGGCUCACCUGGGAUCCGGAUACACCACGCUCGUCAAGGACUGCACCCGUUUCAUCGACAAGCAUAAACGCCUCGCCCAACAGUCAGAGUCGGUCACCGCCUCGGCGCGGGUUCGCAUCCUCUUCCAACAAGUCACCUGGCCCCUCGAACGGGCGGAGGCUCAAAAGCUGCGCGAGGAUCUCAGCCGUUAUGUGAAUAUUGCGGUGAUGAAAAACACGGAGCAGGCGCGCCUGGAUAAUCUGGAAAUGCUCCGGACUCUGAAGACGAUGAGCAACCAAGUUUCUAUCCUCCUGCGGCUGUGUCUACCAGAUAUGAAUGAUAUGAAUGAUAACAACGCUUUGAAUAUGCAUUUCCUGGAGCAACUUAAACAGCGCUUGCUGCUUCACGACAGUUUCCCCGCUAUCGAAGAGGAUGUACUCUGGUCGCCUCAUGGACGACUCGAAAGCCCGGCAGCUCUAGACCGUAUCCAAGGUACUUCACUGAAACUUGACCAUUUGCUGAUGCGCCGCAAUACCAGUCUAUCCGUCUCAUCGCCCAGCCACCGACAGUUCUCGCCGAUCCGCAGAGGAACUGUGGAGACCAUCGAUACCGAUGCAACGAUUGAGCCGCUGGUUGGCUUUCUGAACAAAAUCGGCGGGGAUGUCAAGGAGGCGCUUGGGCAGGCAGGUCUCGACUCCGACGCCGUGCCAGGUCAGCGCGCCUUUCAGACUCUUCAUCACAACGAGGAGACGCAAUCAUUGAGCAAUGUUAUGCAAGACUGGGAGAAUUUUAGCAGCUGGCUUGAAUUCCAGCAGAUGCAUUUCCCUACCACCAAGCCGCCAAGGACUGAAGCAGAGCCCCCUCCCGGAAAGAAAGCUGCAAAGACAGCGAGGUCACCACCGCCCGUCAUUCCUCCAUCUCCUGAUCCCGUGAUAGAGCCGAGGCAGCGCAGCUACGGAACCCCAGUGGCUACAAAUCAUCCGAUCGAAGUUGUUUUCCCGCAUCCUGUUUCACCCGACAAGCAUCUCCAUCGCGCCAUUGCAUGCAAUAUAACCAUCUUUUUCAAUUCGUAUACACACGAGGCCGAGUUCCUAGAGGCCACGGAAGUGGGUGGACAAGCCAAAGUGACGCAUCUGAUGUACGACCAGCAGCCCGGAAAGUCAGCACAGACCUCUUUGAUUCCGUACAUCCCGAGCCGGCAGGUAAAAGGGGGCACAGCCUCACGUCCAUACCGACUGUACUUCCAAGGUGGUCAUCGAUACAAGAUCAACAAGAGCGGCAAGAUCGAAAGAGGGUAUAUCUCGCCGGUCUAUGUCUGUCACGACCAAGAAGACUUCAUGACCUUUCAAAGCAUCUUGCUAGGCUGUAAAAUCACAUUCGACGCAGACGUGUGCCGCAUCGAGACCGACGGUGGUGAUACCCAUUGCGACCUCGAAACUGUCCGUAUUUUAGAGGACCCUGUGGCCAGCCGUCGUAGCAUUGUCUACUUUGCCUCUCAUCGAGGUGGACGGAUGUUGCCUGGCUUCAUGGACUGGCAAGUGGCCGAGUUUGACGAUCCUAAGAGGAGCAAAAAGUCCCUCAAACUUCCAUUGCGGCAGGGGUCGUUAAGCCGCCGCUACUCGGUGGAAAGCACCAUGACGACCUCGUCUCACGACUCGCGCACGUCCAAAUCCGGCAAAUCCGGGAGAUCCGAUCCCAUGCGGUUCAAGGCAUUGCACUUUGUCUUCCACAACGAGAAGGACCAGACUGCGAGAGAUUUGAAAAGACAUUGA